ACCCACAGGGAAGCCUUCUCGCCGAAGCUAGUCUCCAUCGGGCCAUUCUAUCAUGGCACACAGUGGGAGGCCAUGGAAGAGCACAAGUGGAGGUACCUGCAGAGCUUUCUGAAGCGGAAACCGACGUCCGUGGAAGAGUGUGUUAAGGCCAUCGAGAAGUGGGAAGAGGGAACUCGCCAGUGUUACUCGGAGAACAUCGAUCUCAGCAGUGAUGACUUCAUCAGAAUGGUUCUUGUAGAUGGUGCAUUCAUCAUUGAGCUGUUCCUGUUGAAUCACUCUCCACAAAUGAGGGCCGAGAAUGAUAUCAUCUUCGACAAGCGAAAACCAUGGAUGAUCACCAACGUGAGAAGAGACAUGAGUUUGAUGGAGAAUCAGCUCCCAUUUUUUGUUCUUGAAAAUCUCUUCAAAAUUACAUUUGAGACUCAAUUGGAAACCCAAUCAUCUUUAUUGGAGCUUGCGUAUAAUUUCUUCCGCGUCGAAGCGAAUCUCAAAGCAGAACUGGGGAAGGAGAGGAUGUUCGACUCCGAGGUCAAGCAUUUAUUGGAUGCUUUAAGAUUUUGGCACUUACCCACCCCGCAGAAGGCACUAGACUAUAAAUGGGAGAAGAUAGAAGCAAUACCUAGGGCAAAGCAGCUUCAAGCAGCAGGAGUGAAGUUCAGGAUGAGCAAGAGUAAUUGCUUAUUCGACAUCGAAUUCUCAAAGGGUGUUCUUGAAAUCCCAUGUUUCAAGCUAAAUCCCGCAACCGAGUCUUUUCUCAGGAAUAUCAUGGCUUUUGAGCAGUCCUGUUAUAGACAUGAUAGUUACUUCAUUGAUUAUGUAGCAUUCUUGGGAGAUCUCAUCAAAACUAGAGCCGAUGUGAAGCUGCUAAUCAAGAAAGGGAUAAUCGCUCCUGAGAACUUGUUGGGGAAUGAAGAAAUAUUGGCAAAUAAUGAUGAGACAUUGGCAAAUCUUUUCAACAGUUUUGGAAAGGAGAGCUGGUUUCGGACAACCAACAUCGGUUUCUGCAUUCUUCAGCAGAAUCUGAAAGCUUAUUAUGAAACUCAUUGGCACAAGGUGAAGGUUCCCAUGGUGUCCAAGAAGAAGCAUUAA
Molecule: messenger RNA, 1089 nt
Organism: Syzygium oleosum
Lineage: Eukaryota; Viridiplantae; Streptophyta; Magnoliopsida; Myrtales; Myrtaceae
Product: UPF0481 protein At3g47200-like
Exons: 1
Coding region: 73-1089 (338 amino acids)
Source: RefSeq, a predicted model, not a curated record